Messenger RNA from Phycodurus eques (leafy seadragon), 3094 nucleotides. RefSeq names its product kelch-like family member 30 (gene klhl30). Gene Ontology annotation, molecular function: protein binding. The record is from RefSeq and is a predicted model, not a curated record. Bases 855 to 2732 code for a protein of 625 amino acids. The transcript is spliced from 7 exons. Lineage: Eukaryota; Metazoa; Chordata; Actinopteri; Syngnathiformes; Syngnathidae.
CGACCAAACAAAAAUGUUGGUCUCAUCUUGGUUUGCUCACGGAUAUACUUGCUUGGUGGGAGAUUUGGGCCUGUUGCUUGAACACAGAGCUGAAACACUUCCAGGAAUUGGAAAAAAAGAGACAGACGGAGAUUUGAUUUGAUACCACAAGAUGGCUUUGCCGCCAUCUUGUGGCAUCGAUAUUUUUUUUUCUACCAGGAAAAGCUACGUCCUUACGAAAUGAAACUCCUCCCCUCAGUUCAACAUAGUCGCUAGGCACCAAGUUGCCACCAGAUAGCGCCAAAGCAAUAUUUUUAUAUUCAACACGGCUUUGGCCUGAAAAAUCUGUGACUUCGCCAAUGCCGAACUGCGAAUACACGGGGGUUCACUGUAAUACCUUUUCAAAGGUUUUAGGUUACUAUAAUGUUAUAUGAGCUGUUUUACAAUUGAGCUUCACCUAGAAGCCAGUGUGCGUACACUUGAUUUCGCGGUUUGUUUUUCAUGGUGAGAGGCAAUAAAUGAGCAAAUGUACACGUGCAAGCCGGGCCAUCGCUCGUUUUUUUCGGUCAUAUGAGCUACCCUGCAAUGUGCCCGUGUGUGUGUGUGUGUGUGUGUGUGUGUGUGUGUGUGUGACAGCAGCUGCGCGUUGUAUGGAAUCUGACAUCAACCCCUAGCGUCACUUGUCAGUUGCAGCCCAAAAUAAACCAAAGGCAACACUACGCAAGGCUGCCAGCGUCCCGGUGACUGGGCACAAAGUUCCCCUUUCUCUCUUCCAUGUUGAUUCCCAGACAAAAAGCUUCGUUCUGUCGCAGGAUGAGUCGCCCCGGUGAAUGACUUGAGUGUUUUCUUAUUUAUUUCUUCACUUGGCGUUGAGGAUGGUGCGCAACGUGGACGACCUUGACUUCUGUCUGCCGUCGCACCCGCAGACCAUCCUUGAGGGCCUGCGCUCUCUGUGCUCUCAGCCCACGAUGGUGGACGUCACACUGAGCGCCGGGGGUCGCGACUUCCCGUGCCACCGCGGGGUCCUGGCCCUCUGCAGCGCCUACUUCGGCUGCAUGUUCUCGGGUGACUUCGCCGAGAGCAUCGCGGCCCGCGUGGAGCUCCAAGAAGUGGAUCCGGAUAUUCUGAGCUGCUUGCUGGACUUCGCCUACACGGGCAAGCUGACCAUCAACCAGAGCAACGUGGAGGGUCUGAUCCGCACUUCCAGCCGGCUGCAGUUCCAGACGGUCCGCGCCGUGUGCACGCGGUACCUCCAGCACCAGAUCGACGCCACCAACUGCCUGGGCAUCCUGGAAUUUGGCGAGAUCCACGGCUGCCCCGAGGUGGUGGCCAAGGCGCGAGCCUUCCUCUUGGAGAACUUUGAGGCAGUCCAGCUGAGCGAGGAGUUCCUGCUCCAGGAGAAGGAGCGCCUGGUCUUCUGCCUGAGCCACGAAGGCUUGCAGGUCCGAUGCGAGCGCGCUCGCGUGGAGGCUGUCCUCAGGUGGGUGGGGAACCAGCGGGAGGCUCGCCUGGGCCACAUGCCGGAGCUGCUGGGCCUCUGCCGACUGGAGCUGCUCGACCCGGACUACCUGAGGGGCACGCUGAUGCAGGAUGCUCUGGUGCAGGCGUCGGACGGCUGCAGGGAGGCCGUGGAGAAGGUCCACAUGGAGAAAAUGCACUUGGCCCCGGAGUGCGCGGUCACAGUGGACGGUCAGAGUCCGCAGCCCAACCUGCAGGAGGUGCUCUUUGUCAUGGGGGGUCGCUCCCUGGACGACGACUCGGACGACGACUCGGACGACGACGAUGGCGAGCGGGCGAGAGCGAGAGCGCGCAGAACUCAGCCCAGGAACUGUGCCUUCUACAACACCAAGACAAAACAGUGGCAUGAGCUCCCAAGUUUCCCCAACCCAAACAAGUGGGGCUUCUCCAUGGUGUCUCUGAAUAAUGACGUUUACGUCACAGGUGAGGAUCUUUCUGUCCCUCCGUCAGCCUGUGUCAGACAUUUGAACGUUCCGAGAAAAUGUCUGCCCGCAGGAGGCUCCCGGGGCUCCAACACCAACACCUGGUCCACCACGGAGACGUGGAAGUACGUCACCAAGGAGGGCCGGUGGGUCACGGUGGCGCCCAUGCUCCGACCUCGCACCAACCACUCAUCCGCCACGCUCAACGGAGAGAUUUACGUCAUUGGCGGUACGACGUUGACCCGCGUGGAGGUGGAGCGUUAUGACCCGUACCAUGACACUUGGACCUCCACGUGUCCCGCCGUCAAGUACGUGACCAACUUCACUUGUACGGCGUGCCAGGGCAAGCUCUACGUCAUCGGCUCCUGCGCCGUCAAGUACAACGCGUUGACUAUGCAGUGUUACAACCCCGUCAUAGACAGCUGGAUGACUAUCUGCUCGCCAUUCAUCCCCAAGUAUCUGUCGUCUCCUCGUUCCGUGUGCAUGGAAGGAAACAUCUACCUGCUGGCCGACAACACCAAGAAAGUCUACUCCUACGACCCCGACGCCAACAUGUGGCAGAAGAUCCAACUGCUCCAUAUGCUGCACGAGAAUGGCGGCCUGGUGUCGCUGGACGGGAGGCUGUACGUAACGGGCGGCCACUGGAAGGGCAUGGAGGGCGACUACGGCGUGGAGGUGGAGGUAUACAACCGGGUCUCCGACACCUGGGAGGUGGAGGGCUUCCUGCCCAGACUCUGGUUCUACAGCGGCAUCUCCACCAUCUUCCUCGACCCCGCCAACUGGCCUCGCGUUUUCCCCGCCGACGCCACGUAGGCGAUGUCACGUGAUCGCUGGCGGAGCGAGAGCUUUGCCGUUGUUUAUUUACAUACGGUGGUGCCAUGACUUUCGAGUGCUCCAAUUGUCAAUUGAGUUACGAGCUUGGUCAUGGAACGAAUUCAACUCCUAAGGCAAGGUACCACUGUACAUUGUUGUCAACAUGUUAGGAAUCUUUGGUGCUGUUUUGUAAAUGAGCAAAGUGUAUGAGGGACACACACAAAUCAUACUACGAGAAUUAAGUCAUCAUCAUACAAGAAUUAAGUCGUAUUUUUUAGGGGGGAUCUGAAUGUUAGGCAAAUAAUGGUGUUCAAUCUUGUUAGAAAGUUUUUUUCAACGUCAGAUUUUGUCUGUGUGUGGUU